AUGUCUGACAUGCAGAUAAACCUUCAGCACUCGAAGGCAGCCUCUAGUGCCUUAUGCUGGAGAACAUCUAGAAGGCAUGUUGAUAUAGGGCUGAUACAAGUGCCCUGGAUCAAUGGAGGCCAAGUAAGAAGCCUACCAAACAAAGUAUGUCAGACGAUAUAUUGUGAUAAGUCAGUAACUCCAAGAGCCCUAAUAAUACUCAGAAGGGGACUAACCUGUCUUCCACUUACAGAGUUCCUGACAAGGGAUCUUGCUGCGGCAUUGGUUGAGGUGCGAACUGAGAGCAUCAAGAGGCAGCUGGUUAUCACCUCAGGAUAUUUUCCAGGAAACGCCAUCAGCCCACUACCGGAGGAAGUACAACGCCUCAUCGAAUGGUGCUGCAUGGAGAAGAAACAACUGAUUCUGGGCUGCGAUGCGAACGCACACCACAAAGUUUGGGGCAUCACUGAUAUAAAUCAUAGAGGUGAAGAUUUGCUUGAUUUUUCAUUUUCUACUAACAUAGAGAUAGUGAAUGUGGCUGAUGUUGAGUGCAGGACACCCAGGAAGACAGACUGGGAACUUUACAUAGCCCUCCUAAGUUCUGAUCUGAAGGGCCUGAAAUACAACAUCAGUUCCAAUGAGGAUCUGGAGAUCGCCUCUGCUCACUUCACAUCAUGUCUGAAGGGGGCAUUUGAAAACAGUUGUCCAUUCAGGAAGAAAACGAUCUCCAGAGACGUCCCCUGGUGGAACAAUCAUCUUGAAAACCUCAAGAAAACUGCUUGGAAAGCCUUCAAUAAGGCUAAGCGAGAAGGCAGCUGGAAUGCCUACAGACUGGCCCUGAUCAACUACAACAAAGAGGUCAGGAAAUCCAAAAAAAAGUCUUGGAGAAGCUUCUGCGAGGGAAUAGAUAAAAUACCCCAGCAGCUAGACUUCAAAAAGCAGAUUACCAGUGAAGAUGGGACCUCCGCUGGGGAAGUAUACAACCCCACCAGGUGGGAUUCUCAGAAAGCUGGUAGACUAUUCACACCAGAAAGAAUUGAAUGGGCGAUAAAGAGCUUUCAGCCCUUCAAGUCAGCAGGCAUGGAUGGUAUUUUUCCAGCCAUGCUUCAAAAAGGUGUUGAAGUCCUUAUAGCCCCGAUAACUGAGCUCUUUAAGUUGUUCGGGAGUUACAGACCGAUAAGUAUAUUACCAUCAUUUUCUAAGUUAUUUGAGAAGGCCAUGUCUGAUAGGCUGGUGAGUUUCUUAACAUCCUUUAAUAUGCUCAGCAAAAAUCAGCAUGGUUAUGUAAAAGGUCGAUCCGUUGAAACAGCCAUUUUGCAGUUCACAGAAAACAUAAUUAAGUCGUUUGAAAAGAAUGAAAUCCUGCUGGGUAUAUUUAUAGAUCUUUCCAAGGCUUUUGACAGUCUUAGUCAUAAGAAGUUGUUAGAAAAGUUGGAGAGUUUUGGAAUAAGAGGAAAUGUGCUGAGGUGGUUCGAGUCAUACUUAAGAGAUAGGCAACAGAGAACAGCAGUUAAAAAAGAAGGUAAAACAAUUAAAUCAGAUAUAAAAAUAAACAACACAGGUGUCCCACAAGGAAGUAUUUUAGGUCCAAUUCUCUUUAUCAUUUUUAUCAACGAUAUAGAGCGAAUAUUUGAUGCACAAACCAUAUCUUGCUUCAUGACAAUAUUUGCUGAUGAUACGAAUCUACUUGUGUCUGACUCGAGCUACCCCAGGUUGUUGCAAAAGAUGUUUGUCCUACUUGAAAAAAUUCAAGACUGGUUUGAAGAAAAUGACUUGAUUCUGAACGCUGAAAAGACUAAAGUGGUUCUGUUUCGAACCCCCCAACAAAGAAUACAAAGACCUGAUAAAAUUACCAUGCUCAGUCAGGACCUAAAACCUGACCAGUGUACUAAAUUCUUGGGGGUAUUUAUCGAUGAGCAUCUCAAUUGGACAGAACAAAUAAACAUAGGUGUGUACAGUACUUGUAGCAGCUUUCAUAGCUAUCAGACCAGACAACUGAAUUUGAGCUUUCCACGCCAUAAACUCAGCAUCACCGAAAAACAUCCAACAUAUGCUUGUAUAAAAUAUUAUAAUAAUUUACCAGUGGACAUAAGGAACUGUCAAACAUUGAACCUAUUCAAGAAAAAACUAAAGAGCUUCCUACUAGACCUAGAGCCUUAUUCAUUAGAUGAUUUUUAG
Harmonia axyridis is the source of this 2157-nucleotide messenger RNA. RefSeq lists its product as uncharacterized. NCBI's taxonomy places the organism in Eukaryota, Metazoa, Arthropoda, Insecta, Coleoptera, Coccinellidae. The record is from RefSeq and is a predicted model, not a curated record. The transcript is spliced from 5 exons. The coding region runs from base 1 to 2157 and encodes 718 amino acids. Gene Ontology annotation, molecular function: catalytic activity.